Molecule: messenger RNA, 2461 nt
Organism: Aspergillus aculeatinus CBS 121060
Lineage: Eukaryota; Fungi; Ascomycota; Eurotiomycetes; Eurotiales; Aspergillaceae
Exons: 5
Coding region: 180-2351 (723 amino acids)
Biological process (GO): nuclear-transcribed mRNA catabolic process, nonsense-mediated decay
Cellular component (GO): telomerase holoenzyme complex
Molecular function (GO): telomeric repeat DNA binding; telomerase RNA binding; protein binding
Source: RefSeq, a predicted model, not a curated record
ACCACUUGCCUGACCUUAUUCCGUGGUUGGCGGUCUUUUAACUAUAUCUAUCUCACGUCGGAGCCUCAAUUUCUUUCAGCACUCUUUCCCAGUUUCCUGUCUUCAUUCCCAGUCCUUUUUUGAGACCGACAGAGGACUUAUUUUUGAUCAGAUGACGUUUAAUCUACGCCGCCAAUACAAUGAAUGUUGGAACUGAUGGUCACGAACAUCGGUCACCUCCGCGUCAAGACUCAGCCGAAGGCGCCGCCAAAUCUCUAAUAAGAUCAUCUCCACCGUCGCUUCCGGGUGAUAUCUCUCCAGCUGAUCCAUCGACUACAAACCCAGUUAUUCACUCGGCCAGUGCCUCUUUCUCGCAUGUAGGAAGCGCCAGUGCGCAUUCUCUGGAAUUCAAUCUGUCGACCGCGCCGGAGAAUCGCCUUGACCAGCAAUGGGAGGAAGACUGGGGUCAAGAGAUUUCCUCGACUCGCCCAUCAGAUCUAGAAGCCAUCGAAAACCAAAGAAACCAUGACGAGAAGCAUGAGCUAGGCGAUGAUCACGAUAUGUCUUUGCAGCAUCGGCCAGAAAAAUUCCAACUUAGUCCGACGCCGUCCGAUGACGGUCUACCUCUAUUUCGGAGCGCCAGCCCGGAUCAAGGGGCCUCCUCGCCCCAUCAAUCAAGCGUGGGCUCGGAGGAUGCUAACUAUGGUCGAGAAUCCGCGAGACAGUUGAGCGAGGAGCCAAGGCUGCCAGAGGUUGGCAUUGCAACAACCGAAGAAGAGAUGAUAAUCAAUGAUAUCCACAUGAUUUAUGCCGGUCUUGACAUGUGCGAGAAAGUAGCCAUUAGAUAUGACGAGCAGUUUUCCGCCAUGGACACUGUGGCCUCGCAAGUUCAACUUGAAAAACUUACCCAAGUGCAUUUGACGCUAGUGAGUGAGCAGCAUGAUUUCUUCAGAGCCUGUUCAGAUCCGGCUGCAGGCCCCAGUGUGAAAACCCUGCCUGAUGCAUACAUGAUGCCAACUCGCCUGUGGCGCUACGGGAUUCAUGACUACUUGGAAAUGAUGCGUCACCAACUCCCUGAAUCCCUCGAGUACAUGCUUGGCUUUAUACAAGACGUCUAUAAAACGAUGGCCUCUAUGGUAUCAGAGUUUCCUGCCUAUGAAGAGACCUGGUUGGAGUGCUUGGGGGAUCUUUCGAGGUACCGAAUGGCCGCGGAAACCACUGACACAGAGGACCGUAGGCUGUGGGCUCGCAUUGCAAUGACUUGGUACAAUCGAGCAGCCGAUCGGAACCCAGGCAUGGGAAAAUUCCAGCACCAUCUUGGAGUCAUGGCUCGACAUGAUGUCGCACAGAGACUCUUCUACUACACAAAAUCUCUACUUGUCCAGCAGCCUUUUCUGGGCACAAAGACGAGUAUUCUCGACAUAUUCAAUCCAUUUCUUAGAAAUUUCAUGGCAAUGCGCCGUAUCCCACCAGUUGGCCCAUUCAUCGCUGCCCACGCAUUCCUUUUUACCGGAGACUUUGGCGACAGACUUUACCAUUCCGUCAAUAUUUUCUUGUCGCAUCUGGAUCAAUACGUGACUCACCUCAAUGAGAAAUUCAUCUUGCAAGGGUUCUUCAUAUCAUCCAGUAAUAUCGCCGCGAUAAUGGGAUACGGGCACGAAGAUGCACUUCUACCACCUGAGUUUGAUGUAUCGACUGGGUUACCGUCAGCAGACCCCCAAGACUCUUCUACAGCGGCAGCUCUUCGCUGGACUUCACCUGAUGAUCUCGACACGGUGCAGAUAGACUUACUCGCCUAUAAAGAGUCGCCAAACAUGGCACCGACACUAUUUUAUGGCUCUUAUAUGGCGUAUCGGACCAUGUCAGUGCUUCUUGAUCGAAUAGGGGACCAAAAUAUCUACGCAGCAUGCCAUGUCUAUCUUGCAUUUCUAUGGUGUCUUGCAUUGACUCCCGCGGGAAUGAAGCAUGUGGAGGCCGUCGUACCGUGGAGGAACAUCUCAAGAUUUCUGAAUUCUUUAUUUCGCAGCUAUAUCAAACCGGGUAUCGCCGAAAAGCCAGAGUUCCCAGUCUCCGAGGAAACGACAUGGGUCGCCGAGGACUACCUUAUUAGAGGACACUGCUGGAGCGAACGCUUAUACCCUCCAUCGUUUUUCGAUGGUGCGCCUUCUGUAGACGACAUGAGGAAUGACGAACUGCCGUCUCGUUGCAUCACGAGGAUGUAUAGGUGUAUAUGGUUAGGUGUGAGGCUCUCCACGUUCAACCGCUGGAUAACAUACGAUGCCGGUUCUCACAAAUUCUCCACAACUCGAUUUGCCCUGGAUCUAGAAACGAUUGCCGAGAGAAACGAUCCAUUUGCUAGUCGAAAAAGCUAACACAGGCAAGCCGCGCAAUGAGCGAAGGUAUCCAUGCCCUGAACAGAACACAUACACGGAAGGUCACAGGAUGGGACUUUUCCCCUAUUAUAUCGUCCCAGUCACAGCGG